AUGACAGGCGAGAAGAAAGUCUCAGUAAUCAAUGGCAAACCAGAGGACGCCCUGGACUUCGAGUCAGCCAAUGACAAGAAGCCGGUCAACGAGAGGGGCCACUGGAACAACAAGAUUGAGUUUGUCCUGUCGGUGGCCGGAGAGAUCAUAGGGCUGGGAAACGUGUGGCGCUUCCCCUACCUGUGUUACAAGAAUGGAGGAGGUGCGUUCUUCGUACCAUAUAUAAUCUUCUUUAUAUGCUGUGGUAUCCCGGUGUUCUUCCUGGAGACAGCUCUGGGGCAGUUCACCAGCGAAGGAGGCAUCACAUGUUGGAGGAAAUGCUGCCCGCUCUUUGAAGGUAUUGGCUAUGCGACCCAGGUGAUCGUGGCCCAUUUGAAUGUGUAUUAUGUGGUUAUCCUGUCCUGGGCUAUCUUCUACCUGUUCAACUGCUUUACCACGGAGCUACCCUGGGCCUCGUGUGAUCACUACUGGAACACAGAGAACUGUGUGGAUUUCCAGAGGAAUGGCACCAAUUUCACCUUCAACCCCAACGCCACCUCACCUGUCGUAGAGUUCUGGGAGUGA
This is a messenger RNA of Salvelinus namaycush (lake trout), 564 nucleotides long. RefSeq names its product sodium- and chloride-dependent GABA transporter 3-like. Gene Ontology annotation, biological process: sodium ion transmembrane transport. NCBI's taxonomy places the organism in Eukaryota, Metazoa, Chordata, Actinopteri, Salmoniformes, Salmonidae. Bases 1 to 564 code for a protein of 187 amino acids. The transcript has 4 exons. Gene Ontology annotation, cellular component: membrane. The record is from RefSeq and is a predicted model, not a curated record.